ACUUCCGGAGGCGGAGGGGCGCCGCGCAUGCGCGGUGACCGGUCCUUCCCAACCAGGCGGCCUACGAAGAAACACCGACAGCAUGAAACCCAUCCUGUUACAAGGUCAUGAAAGGUCAAUCACACAGAUUAAAUACAACAGAGAAGGUGAUUUGGUGUUCUCCUGUGCAAAAGAUACUGUUGUUAAUGUCUGGUAUUCUCUGAAUGGUGAGAGACUUGGCACUUACAAUGGACACACUGGAGCAGUAUGGUGUGUAGAUGUUGACUGGGACACAAAACAAGUGUUAACUGGUUCUGCAGAUAACUCAUGCAGACUUUGGGACUGUGAAACAGGGAAGCAACUUGCUUUGUUUAAAACGAGCUCUGCAGUCAGAACGGGCGGAUUUGACUUCAGUGGCAACAUCAUCAUGUUUACAACUGAUAAGCAGAUGGGCUACCAUUGUUACGUCAGCUUCUUUGACAUACGAGACCCUGCUCAGAUAACUAACAAUGAACCAUACAUGAAGGUUCCAGCCAGUGAGUCAAAGAUAACUAGUGCUGUUUGGGGACCCCUUGGAGAAUUUGUCAUUGCAGGACAUGAGAAUGGUGAAUUGGUGCAGUAUAGUGCUAAGUCAGGGGAAAUAAUGACAAAAGUGAAAGAACACACCAAGCAAAUUAACGACAUCCAAACAUCCUUAGACCUGACCAUGUUUAUCACUGCUUCAAAGGAUAGUACUGCUAAGCUGUUUGAUUCUGCAAGUUUCGAACACUUGAAAACAUUCAGGACUGAAAGGCCUGUGAAUUCAGCUGCUAUUUCACCUAUUGUGGAACAUGUUGUCCUUGGUGGUGGUCAGGAAGCAAUGGAUGUCACAACGACCUCUACCAGAAUUGGCAAGUUUGAGGCCCGAUUUUUCCAUUUGUCAUUUGAAGAGGAAUUUGGUCGAGUAAAGGGUCAUUUUGGACCAAUCAACAGCGUAGCUUUCCACCCUGAUGGAAAAAGUUACAGUAGUGGAGGUGAAGAUGGUUACGUGAGAAUACAUCAUUUUGACCCACAGUAUUUUGAAUUUGAGAUGGAAUUUUAAGGAGUUGAAGAGAGAUCAUUUUCAAAUUGUUUUGCAAGAUUUAUUUUGUUAAAAUAAAUGAAUACAAAAAAAAUUAACAUCAUUUACUUGCUCUGUAUUUCAUUGAUUCAGUUAUUCUAAUUGGACUUUACAUAACAAACAUACAGUUUAACUACAAAAAGAUGCAAACAAAAAAUAAUUUGCCCUAUUUAAAUUGCUCUCAUUUUGUAGAUGCAUAAUCUGGACCAAUUUGCAAAGGUGACCAAAAAAAUUGGUUUCAAGGAAAUUGAAAGAAUGUGUAAUUCUUUUACCUUAAAUUAUAUUCAGAAUUAGCACAUUGGAAUAAAGGACUGUUUCACCAAUGUUCUGAAAUAAAAAUCAGCCAUUUGAGCACA
This is a messenger RNA of Carcharodon carcharias (great white shark), 1434 nucleotides long. It is a transcript of the gene eif3i, whose product is annotated as eukaryotic translation initiation factor 3, subunit I. Lineage: Eukaryota; Metazoa; Chordata; Chondrichthyes; Lamniformes; Lamnidae. Gene Ontology annotation, cellular component: cytoplasm; eukaryotic translation initiation factor 3 complex, eIF3m. The transcript is spliced from 11 exons. Gene Ontology annotation, biological process: cytoplasmic translational initiation. The coding region runs from base 83 to 1060 and encodes 325 amino acids. The record is from RefSeq and is a predicted model, not a curated record. Gene Ontology annotation, molecular function: RNA binding; protein binding; translation initiation factor activity.